Hypoxylon fragiforme is the source of this 597-nucleotide messenger RNA. RefSeq lists its product as uncharacterized. The annotation marks the transcript as partial. The record is from RefSeq and is a predicted model, not a curated record. The transcript has 3 exons. Lineage: Eukaryota; Fungi; Ascomycota; Sordariomycetes; Xylariales; Hypoxylaceae. Gene Ontology annotation, cellular component: plasma membrane; fungal-type vacuole.
CGGGUCGAUCUUGCGCCCCACGCUGCUUUCCUAACAUUGUUCGCGUCCUCACUCCUCUUGCUACUUACACUGUUCGCUCUCACGCGAUACAUCAGCUUUUUUACCUCAGCCAUGACCCUAGGCCUCGUCUGCAAGGUUCUAGGAUACGUGGCCGUUGCCCCGGCCUGCCUUGCUACAGACAUUUAUCUGUGUAUGCGGAGAAUCGUGUUUGCAUUUGGGUCAGAGAACUCCCGGAUCCGCGCAUUGUACAUGACACUAUCACUUCGCUCUGCUUCAAUUUUAGGGGUUACUGACAUACCCCUUUUCAUCCUCUGCGACGUAAUCUCUCAAAUCCUCCAAGCUGCGCGCGGUGGCCUCGUUUCCGUAGCCUUCCACUCGGGUGAGCCUACAGACCUAGAUAAUGAUAUAAUGAUCGCGAUCCUCGCGUUCCAAAUCUUCACGCUUCUCGCAUUCCUCCUCCCUAUGAACUUCCUCCUUACACCCUGCGUCGAUAGCAUACACUCAGUCCCGCUGCACCGGACUAGCCCCCCUCCCUCGCUGCGCUUCAGCGAUCUAGUAGGCUCUUUACUCGGUGCCGGCGCCAUGUCCGGUGCCUAG